AUGGCCUCUGCUGAGUUAAUCGCCGCAGAAUCAGAAUGGAGGCAGCAGUUUGCAACUAUGCGAGCUGCCCUCACCAAUCUCAAUCUUCCCCCAUUGCCCAAAGUAGCAGAGAAGUGUGUUGAAGAAGUCGAUCUCGAAGAUUACUCAUCCGGGACCGGGAGCCAGGAUGUUUGGGACUUCAUAUCAGACGAUGAACAAGAUGAUUCUAGCAGCGACUUUGCCGAUGACGAUGCCGAAGCGGGGGCUGCUGGUGAUGCAUCAUUCAACAGUCCUAGGGAAUGGUUUUUUGACAGGUCUGUAGCGAUUGCCGUCGACACUGGCCUCUCCCCAGAUGUCUUCCAAAGCCAAAUUAUGAGCCUUCUUGCCUCAUCUCGGGCAGAUAAUGAACUCCAGGCUCAGCUAACUGACUUGGUUGGAUUUGACCAUCUCGAUUUCAUCAUUGAUCUUCUCUCUAAAAGGGUGGGUAUUGUAGCUGCAUCGAAUGCUCAAAACGAGCACGCCGCAUCACGCCAAUUAUUAACCAAAUCUGAGCGAGAGGCUGCUCUGAGACGCCAGGACCUUGAACACAAAUCCGCUUCUCUUGCCCCUGCCUCCAAGAAGGAACCGCAGUACCCUCAUGUGUACAGGUCAUAUCAAGCAGGAAAUACCUUGAGUUUUGCUGGGAAGAAGUACGGCCUGCCUGUGGGUAGUGAACGCCAUCAGUUUGAAAAGUAUGAAGAGUACUCUGUCCCGGCAGGGCGAAAAGGUACUCUAGGCCCUGGGGAGAAGCUGGUCAAGAUUACCGAUCUUGAUGGGUUGUGUCGGAAUACAUUCAAAGGCUACAAGUCACUCAACCGCAUGCAGAGUCUGGUCUUUCCCGUGGGAUACAAGACAAAUGAAAACAUGCUCAUCUGUGCUCCCACCGGUGCGGGUAAAACUGAUGCCGCCAUGCUAACAAUUCUGCAUACGAUUGGACAGCACGUCUACCCCAACCCCACGGAGAAUCCUGAGGCAACGGAGUUUGCUGUUGACAUAGACGACUUCAAAAUUGUCUAUGUAGCCCCUAUGAAGGCCCUGGCUGCUGAGGUCACUGAGAAACUGGGCAAACGUCUGGCAUGGCUGGGUAUCAAGUGUCGCGAAUACACUGGUGACAUGCAGCUGACAAAGUCUGAAAUUGUCCAAACCCAAAUCAUUGUCACCACCCCAGAAAAGUGGGAUGUUGUUACAAGAAAAGGCACCGGCGAUACGGAGCUCGUCCAGAAAGUGCGACUCCUCAUUAUCGACGAAGUCCAUAUGUUACAUGAUGAGCGUGGAGCGGUCCUCGAGUCCCUCGUUGCUCGAACGGAACGACAGGUUGAAAGCACGCAAUCACUUAUUAGAGUUAUUGGACUCAGCGCCACUCUGCCCAACUACGUUGAUGUUGCCGACUUUUUGAAAGUCAACAAGCACGCCGGAUUGUUCUACUUCGAUGCUUCAUUCCGUCCUGUACCACUAGAGCAGCACUUUAUUGGAGUCAAGGGCAAGGCAGGAUCAAAACAAUCCAAGGAGAACUUGGACAAUAUCGCGUUUGACAAAGUUAAAGAGAUGUUGGAAAAGGACCACCAAGUCAUGGUUUUUGUGCACUCGCGACGGGACACUAUGGUUACAGCUAGGAUGCUUCACCAAAAGGCAAUUGAGCAAUUUUGCAUGGAACUAUUUGACCCAAGCGGACAUCCUAAGUACGAUCAAGCCUCCCGAGAUAUGAAAUCAUCACGGGCUAAGGAUAUCCGUGACCUUCUUUCCAAGGGAAUUGGAAUCCAUCAUGCCGGCAUGGCAAGGGCAGACAGGAAUCUCAUGGAACGGCUAUUCGCCGACGGCGUUCUCAAAGUGCUCUGUUGCACUGCCACUCUAGCUUGGGGUGUGAACCUGCCUGCCGCAGCCGUGGUCAUCAAGGGCACGCAGGUUUAUAGUGCCCAGGAUGGCAAAUUUGUCGACCUCGGAAUCCUCGACGUGCUGCAAAUCUUUGGCCGUGCCGGCCGCCCCCAGUUCGAAGAUACUGGCAUAGGCAUGAUCUGUACCACCCAGGAUAAACUUCAACAUUACUUGACCGCUAUAACCGAACAGCAGCCAAUCGAGUCCAAGUUCUCCACCAAGCUGGUAGACAAUCUGAACGCCGAAAUUGCACUGGGAACGGUGACAUCAAUUCAGGAUGCUGUUCAAUGGAUUGGCUACUCGUACUUGUUUGUUCGCAUGCAGAGGAGUCCAACCUCAUAUGGCAUUGAGUGGGCGGAAAUUCGCGAUGACCCAACUCUCGUGCAGAGACGACGCCAGCUAGCUAUCCAAGCUGCAAGAACUCUGCAACAGUGUCAGAUGAUCAUCUUCAAUGAAAGGACGGAAGAGCUUCGCAGCAAGGAUAUCGGCCGAAUCGCCAGCCAAUACUACAUACUUCAUACUAGUAUUCAAGUGUUCAACACUAUGAUGCAGCCACAGGCUACUGAAGCUGAUAUUCUCAAGAUGAUUAGUAUGAGCGGGGAGUUCGACAAUGUGCAGUCCAGAGACACAGAGUCCAAGGAACUGACCCAUCUGAAGAAUGAUGUGGUUCCUUGCGACGUAGAUGGUGGCAUUGACACCCCACAAGCCAAGACCAACAUUCUGCUACAGUCGUACAUCUCAAGGCAGCAGCCGGAAGACUUUGCAUUGUCUAAUGACAUGAACUAUGUAGCCCAGCAAUCUGGACGCAUUUGCCGGGCCUUGUUCAUGCUAGCCCUGAACAGGAAAUGGGGCCACCAGUGUCUCGUUCUUUUGACACUCUCCAAAUCAAUUGAAAAACGAAUCUGGCCGUUUCAACAUCCUCUUCACCAAUUUGAUUUGCCCAAGCCAAUCCUGAAUCAGCUGGAUUCCAAAGAUCAUCUGACCAUGGAAUCGAUGAAGGAGAUGGAACCUGCUGAAAUCGGAAGCAUGGUGCAUAAUCACAGUGCCGGAAAAACUAUUUCAAAAUUCCUGAACCACUUCCCUACCGUACAUGUGGAGGCUGAAAUUGCACCUUUGAACCGAGAUGUUCUUCGAAUAAAACUCUACGUUAUCCCUGAUUUUUCGUGGAAGGACCAGAUUCACGGAACUUCCGAAUCAUUCUACAUCUGGGUCGAGAACUCCGAUACAUCGGAGAUCUAUCACAAUGAAUUCUUUAUCCUUAACAGGCGAAAGCUUCAUGACGAACACGAGCUUAAUUUUACAAUUCCCUUGUCAGAUCCUCUACCAACACAGAUUUAUGUACGAGCAGUGUCUGAUAGAUGGCUUGGUGCUGAAACGGUGACGCCAGUGUCGUUCCAGCAUCUGAUUAGGCCAGACACCGAAAGUGUUUAUACCGAUCUUCUCAACUUACAGCCUCUCCCCAUUUCAGCUCUCAAGAAUCCUGGCCUAGAGGAUAUUUACGCGCAGCGAUUUCAGUUCUUUAAUCCAAUGCAGACACAAAUUUUCCACACCUUGUACCACACCGCAGCCAAUGUUCUUCUUGGGUCUCCUACUGGUAGUGGUAAAACUGUAGCGGCAGAGCUUGCCAUGUGGUGGGCUUUCCGAGAACGGCCCAAGUCUAAGGUGGUUUAUAUUGCUCCAAUGAAAGCUCUUGUUCGUGAACGAGUCAAGGACUGGGGAAAGAGACUUGCACGGCCGCUAGGACUCAAGAUUGUUGAGUUGACUGGUGAUAAUACUCCGGACACGAAGACCAUCAAAGAUGCGGAUAUUAUCAUUACCACUCCUGAGAAGUGGGACGGCAUUUCGCGUUCUUGGCAGACAAGAGGAUAUGUCAGACAGGUUUCCUUGGUAAUCAUUGACGAGAUUCAUUUGCUUGCUGGAGAUCGCGGGCCUAUUUUGGAAAUCAUCGUAUCUCGUAUGAAUUACAUUUCCUCAUCAACCAAGAAUAAAGUCCGGCUUCUUGGCAUGUCCACAGCCUGCGCGAAUGCUACCGAUUUGGGGAGCUGGCUUGGCGUGAAAGAAGGUCUGUUCAACUUUAAGCACUCUGUUCGUCCCGUGCCAUUGGAAUUGUAUAUCGAUGGGUUCCCUGAAAUACGGGGAUUUUGUCCCCUGAUGCAGUCCAUGAAUCGUCCCACAUUCCUCGCCAUCAAAAACCAUAGCCCCGACAAGCCUGUCAUUGUCUUUGUUGCUUCUCGACGGCAGACACGCCUCACAGCCAAAGACCUCAUCAACUUCUGUGGCAUGGAAGACAAUCCUCGGCGCUUCUUGCGCAUGGAUGAAGAAGACCUACAACUCAACCUCGCUCGCGUCAAAGACGAUGCCCUCAAGGAAGCCAUCAAUUUUGGCAUCGGGCUCCAUCACGCUGGUCUGGUUGAGUCAGACCGUCAACUCUCGGAAGAGCUCUUCCUCAACAAUAAAAUUCAAAUCCUUGUGGCAACCAGUACCCUGGCGUGGGGCGUCAACCUACCCGCGCACCUUGUCGUCGUAAAAGGAACCCAGUUCUAUGACGCCAAGAUAGAAGGUUACAAAGAUAUGGACCUCACAGAUGUCCUUCAAAUGCUCGGUCGAGCGGGGCGUCCUCAGUUUGACAACUCUGGUGUGGCCAGAAUCUUCACCCAGGACUCCAAAAAGGAUUUUUAUAAACACUUCCUCCACACUGGCUUCCCGGUUGAGUCUUCUCUCCAUACUGUCCUCGAUAACCAUCUCUGCGCCGAAGUUUCAGCCGAGACCAUUGUUACGAAGCAAGACGCGCUAGACUACUUGACUUGGACAUUUUUCUUCCGCCGGUUGCACAAGAAUCCAUCGUACUACGGUUUAGAGCUCUCUGCCGAGGAACACUCUACUAUUGCUGCACAACAGCUUGCCAAUGAGUACAUGGUCGAAAUGGUCAACAAGUCUCUCAGCGAACUUGCCGAGUCUAGAUGUGUUGAGGUGUUUCCGAAUGGAGACGUAGACCCCACGCCUCUCGGCAAGAUCAUGAGUUACUACUAUCUCUCACACAAGACAAUAAGGCAUCUGGUCCGGCACGCGAAAUCACAGGCUUCAUUCCUCGAUGUGCUAUCGUGGAUGUCCCGUGCCAUCGAGUACGACGAAUUGCCUGUCCGUCAUAAUGAAGAUCUUAUCAAUGACACACUGUCUUCAAAUCUUCCGUACCCGGGACAUGCAUUUGGGCUGCCUAUGUGGGAUCCCCAUGUUAAGGCGUUCUUGUUACUACAAGCACACAUGUCGAGGAUUGAGCUCCCCAUCACCGAUUACGUAGGUGACCAGACAUCAGUCCUUGACCAGGCCAUUCGAAUCAUUCAGGCCUCUAUCGAUGUUCUCACGGAACUAGGCUACUUGUCAUCGUGCAUGCAAAUGAUCACCCUUUUGCAAUGUAUCAAAUCCGCGCGAUGGUCGACAGACCCCGUUUUGUCUAUCCUUCCUGGCGUCGAGCCUGAAUCGGUCAAAGAUGACAUGCCACUCAGCAGACUGAGCGCACUAAAGCCAGGCGAGGUCAAUCAUUUAUCCAGGAAGCUUGGGCUCAAGACGACCCAAGAACAGUCCCGGUUUUCUCGAGCAGUGUCCCUGCUGCCCAACGUAUCCAUCUCGGCUGCGGAUGUCACGGCACUUUCUAUAACAGUGAACAUCAAGCGUGUCAACCCUCUCGUGGAUAGGGAUGCUCGCAUCUACGCCCCGAAAUUUCCUAAGCCACAGACAGAAGGCUGGUUUGUCAUCAUUGCGGAUACAACGAGGGAUGAAGUCAUCGCCGUGAAGAGAGCGACAUGGGCAUCACCGGGUAUGAAGUCUCUUGGCCAGGGCAGCACACCAUUUGCCAAGUCGGUGAUCAAGUUGCCCGAGGCGGUGGACGGGCAAGCCAGAAAAGUAGAUGUAUUGGUGGUAAGCGAUAGCUAUGUAGGUCUGGAGCAUAAGCUUGACGGCGUGGAUGUUCCUGGAAUGCCAAAGGUGGAUGACGGGGUUGACAUAAAGAAGGGGAAAGUCUGA
Molecule: messenger RNA, 5910 nt
Organism: Pochonia chlamydosporia 170
Lineage: Eukaryota; Fungi; Ascomycota; Sordariomycetes; Hypocreales; Clavicipitaceae
Product: activating signal cointegrator 1 complex subunit 3
Exons: 3
Coding region: 1-5910 (1969 amino acids)
Molecular function (GO): nucleic acid binding; ATP binding; ATP hydrolysis activity
Source: RefSeq, a predicted model, not a curated record